UUAAAAAGGGUUUUCAUGUUUCCUAGUUAUUCUUUCCUGGAAAUUUCGAUGAAUGGAAAAUCUUUUAUUUUACUUGCAUAUCAAGAAAGGUGCAGACCUUAUAUAGAAGAGUUGAUGGUUCAUAUUUACUGUGUUUACAGCUAGAGACUUGUGAUUGAAAAUGUAUAAAUUCACUGUUCUUGGCCUUCUGUUGGCUGUUGUAUGUGUCAUAACAGGAGAAUAUGUUUGUAAUGGUGAUUCCCACUUGGGAAAUUGCUCCAAAUCAGACCUUGAAACACUUUCUGACUUCAAAAAUGGCCUUAAUGAUCCUGAAAACAGGCUCUCCUCAUGGCAAGGAAGCGGCUGUUGUCAAUGGCAUGGAAUUGGGUGCAACAAUAGCACUGGAGCUGUCAUCAUGAUUGAUCUUCACAACCCUUAUCCUAUAACUUCUGAAUCUUCAAGCGGCGGGUAUGGUUUUUGGAACUUGAGUGGUGAUAUCAGUCCUUCAUUGCCAAACCUCAAGUCCUUGGAGUACUUGGAUUUGAGUUUGAACACCUUCAAUGACAUCUCAAUUCCUGAAUUCCUGGGAUCAUUGAAGAAUUUGAGGUAUCUGAACCUAUCAAAAGCUGGAUUCAGUGGUCUAAUUCCAGCAAGUCUUGGGAACAUUUCUAGCCUGCAAUUUCUUGAUGUUUCUACUGAAUUUGCGAGCUUAAGCUCAGAUAGUCUUCAAUGGGUGGCUAGUCUUGUUUCUUUGAAACAUCUUGCCAUGAAUGAAGUUGACCUUUCCAUGAUAGAUUCAGGAUUUCUUGGGACAAUGAAUAGGCUUUCAUUUCUGAAUGAGCUGCACCUCUCAGGAUGUCAGCUCUCCGGUUCCAUUUUGUCUCUCAACUCUGUUAACUUAACUUCCCUUUCUGUUCUGGACCUUAGUUUCAACUCUUUCGGUCCUGGUUUCCCUGUCUGGCUAGUAAAUAUUAGCAGCCUUACUUAUGUUGAUCUAAGCAAUAAUGAUCUGUCUGGAAGAAUUCCACUGGAUCUUGGUGAAGUACCAAAUCUGCAAUAUCUGAAUCUUGCUGGAAACUCUAAUCUAUCUGUCAGCUGCUAUCAACUAUUGAGGAGAAGUUGGAAGAAGAUACAAGUUCUGAAUUUAGCGUCAAAUAAAGUUCAUGGCAAGCUCCCUGCUUCCAUUGGAAACAUGACAUCUCUCACAACUUUUGAUCUGUCAAAUAAUGAAGUUAAGGGUGGAAUCCCAAGCUCCAUCGGUAAACUUUGUAGUUUGAAAUCAUUUGAUUUGUCAAGCAAUAAUUUGACUGGUAGUUUGCCUCAAUUUCUUGAAGGAACACAGGAUUGUGUUCCCAAUAGGCCAUUUCCUAGUUUGAUGUAUUUGAGACUGAGCAACAACCGUUUAGUAGGCACACUGCCUGAAUGGAUGGGACUACUUCGAAAUCUAUUGGAACUCAAUCUCAACUACAAUUUGAUUGAAGGUGCAAUUCCUGCUUCUUUAGGCCAACUGUCAAACCUCACUAAUGUUGGCCUGGGAAGCAAUGAACUAAAUGGGACUCUUCCUGAUUCUUUUGGACAGCUAUCUGGUUUGUCUACCUUUGAUGUUUCAUCAAACCAUUUGACAGGUUUUAUAUCUGAAGCUCAUUUUGCAAAGCUAAGUAAGCUGAAGAUAUUACAUCUGUCUGCUAAUUCUUUCAUUGUUAAUCUAAGUUCCAAUUGGAUCCCACCAUUCCAAGUCCGGAAUCUUGAUAUGGGUUCUUGCUAUUUAGGCCCUUCAUUUCCAAAGUGGCUUAGAUAUCAGAAGGAGGUCCGAUAUCUAGAUUUCUCAAAUGCUAGCAUUUCAGGUUCCAUUCCAGACUGGUUCUGGGAUAUUUCUGGCAACCUAUCACUAUUGAAUGUUUCCUUCAAUGAGUUAGAAGGUCAACUACCAAACCCUUUAAAUGUUGCUCCCUUUGCAGAUGUUGAUUUCAGCUCAAACCUUCUUGAAGGCCCCAUUCCUCUUCCAGUUGUAGAGAUUGAAUUGCUUGAUCUCUCUAACAAUCAAAUCUCUGGUUCUAUCCCACAAAAUAUGAGUCAAUCCAUGCCAAACUUGAUAUUUCUCUCCCUUUCAAACAACCAAUUAACAGGAGGAAUCCCAAACUCCAUUGGUGAGAUGUUAUCUCUCCAAGCCAUUGAUCUUUCAAGGAACAAAUUAACUGGAAGCAUUCCAUCAAGCAUUGAGAAUUGUUCUUACCUGAAGGUUUUAGACCUUGGGAACAACAACCUCUCAGGUGUAAUUCCUGAUGCUUUGGGACAGUUACUACAACUUCAGUCACUACACUUGAACAACAACAACCUCAAAGGAAGCAUCCCUCCCUCUUUUAAGAACUUGUCAAGCUUGGAAACCUUAGAUCUUGGAAAUAACAGCUUGUCAGGCAACAUUCCCUUGUGGAUAGGAGAUGGCUUUCCAGCUCUCAGAAUUAUUAGUUUAAGAUCAAAUGCAUUUUCAGGUGAAAUCCCCUCCAAGUUGUCAAAUUUGAGUUCACUGCAAAUCCUGGACCUGGCAGAAAACAAUUUUACAGGCACCAUACCAGCAAGCCUGGGUGAUCUUAAAGCAAUGGCAAAUGAGCAAAAAAUAAUCCAGUACCUGCUCUAUGGGAAGUACAGGGGUCUAUAUUAUGAAGAAAGCUUGAUUAUCACUCUAAAAGACCAAAGUCUAAAGUUCAACAAGACACUUUCCCUAGUUACAAGCAUUGAUCUUUCUGGAAAUAACUUAAAUGGGGAUAUUCCAGAAUCAUUAACCAAACUGUCAGGUUUGCUUGUUUUGAAUCUAUCAAGAAACCAUAUCACUGGCGGCAUUCCUGGAAAUAUCUCAAAUUUACAUCAAUUAUCAUCUCUUGACCUCUCCAGAAAUAACCUCACAGGUGAAAUCCCUUCAAGAUUAUCUUCACUGUCCUUUCUGUCUUACUUGAACCUAUCCAACAAUAAUUUCUCAGGAGCCAUACCUUAUUCCGGGCAGCUGACAACAUUUGAUGCAUCAUCUUUCGAUGGAAAUCCAGGUCUUUGUGGAGGUCCACUGAACAUUAAGUGUGAAAAUGAUGGUGUUGACAGUGGGGGGAGAGUUGAAGGUGGGAAAAGUAAUGAAGGAAUCAUUGAUAAGUGGUUUUAUUUAAGUGUAGGAGUGGGGUUUGCAGCUGGGAUUUUGGUGCCUGUGCUUGUUAUAUCAGCUAGAAGCUCUUGGGUUGAUUCCUACUUUGGUAUGGUUGAGAAAUUUAUUGACAAAUCAGGGUUCAGAAAUUUAGCAGAUAGACAUGGAAGGAACAAGGGUUGAGAAAUUUACAGAUAUUAAAUAAUAAUCCCUUCCUGUUGAUUUUCUACUGUAUAACUGAUGCUUAUUACCAUCUAUAGGAUAUUAAGCUAUUUGUGUGUUGCAUGGCCAACCAUAUCCUAGUCAAGCCACUUCACUGAAUAUCCAUCAAAUAUCUUCCAUUUGUAUUGCAGAGGAAGCAAUGAAUUUCCUCUUAUUUUAAAGGUAAAAGCAUGUCUGUUUAACUGAUGAAAUGAACUUACUGAGUGCUUAUUAAAGAUAAAACAGUACCAUGGUUCGUUGAAGCACUGGGUGAGUUGUGCCAAAAAGAUUGUUUUGAUCUUUAUAUGGAGCUGUCCAAGUUUAGUUGAACUUUUUUUGUUUGAUCCCUUUAAAGCACGUGAGAGGAAAUGCAGAGAAUCAGGGUGAAUAAUUUUCCCCAUAAGUUUCUCCAUUUAAUGAUCUGGACUGAUAUUUGGUAUAGGGGUUGUCAAAUAUUGGUGGUGCAAAUCAAAGGUGAAUAAGGCUGUGUUUGUUUACCUGUAAAAUAUUUUACGGAAAAUAUUUUUAUCCUUUUUCACGGUUUGUUUGGUGGAAAAUGAUUCCCAUUGUAAAAGCUUCUCCAAAACAAGGGAAAAGAACGCUUUAUUUUAGGAAAAUGUCUUACCAUUUUCAUUUGGUAAGACAUUUUCCAAAAUUUUUCUCUUCAGCAGUAAACUUAACCCAAAGCCUCUUCCCCUUCCCCCUUCCUUCCCACCUUGAUCUAGUGCUUGCCGCCAGCCAACAACAGUUCCCAACACCAAUGGCCGGCAUUCAUUUUUGAUUUUCUUCCUUUCUGCCUUUCGUUGUCAAAUCUGCACUGCACCAAUCGACGAUGGCGUUCAUCUUCCUCUCUUGAAGCUAUGAAUGAAAGGGAAGAAAUAUGUGGUUGUUUUUUAGCAGCAACAUGUUGUUUUGGCCCAAUUGGUUGCUGGUUAAUCCCCCUUUUUUUAUGGUUUUUGUUAUUUUUACGUUUCAUCUUCUUUGAACUAUGCAAGUUGGAUUUUUGUUGGCGGUAAUGGAAUAAUUCGGAUAUGGUGGUGGUGGUGGCGGCCGAGACACAACUAAUGAGCAAAAAUUCAAAGUCUUUAAGUUCACACGUUAUUUGUUCAAAUGGGAUUAGUGGGCAUAAUUUUGUUUUGCUUUCUUUAAAUUUUCUUCCAAUAGAAAUCAAUUUUGUUUUACCCUUUUUCUUGGGGGUAAAAAAGAACAUUUUUUUCUAAUAUAUAUCAUUGAUUAGCUCGAAUUUU
This is a messenger RNA of Gossypium raimondii (Peruvian cotton), 4554 nucleotides long. Its product is annotated as receptor-like protein EIX2. The transcript has a single exon. The record is from RefSeq and is a predicted model, not a curated record. The coding region runs from base 161 to 3289 and encodes 1042 amino acids. Lineage: Eukaryota; Viridiplantae; Streptophyta; Magnoliopsida; Malvales; Malvaceae. Gene Ontology annotation, molecular function: protein binding.